Messenger RNA from Lasiodiplodia theobromae, 1767 nucleotides. Its product is annotated as C6 transcription factor. The record is from RefSeq and is a predicted model, not a curated record. NCBI's taxonomy places the organism in Eukaryota, Fungi, Ascomycota, Dothideomycetes, Botryosphaeriales, Botryosphaeriaceae. The transcript is spliced from 3 exons. Bases 1 to 1767 code for a protein of 588 amino acids. Gene Ontology annotation, cellular component: chromatin. Gene Ontology annotation, biological process: DNA-templated transcription; regulation of transcription by RNA polymerase II. Gene Ontology annotation, molecular function: zinc ion binding; RNA polymerase II cis-regulatory region sequence-specific DNA binding; DNA-binding transcription factor activity, RNA polymerase II-specific.
AUGGUCAAUUCAUACUUUGUCCACUUUCAUCGUUCGUUUCCAAUUCUGCACAGGCCAACCUUCUCCUUAAGUGCAGUUCCAGUCAGCCUACUGAGAGUCGUUGUUGCCAUUGGGAGUCUCUACACGGCCUCCAACCUACCUUUACCGGAGCGCCAGCCAAUCCUCAAAGAGGCCGAUGAGAAUUGGGAACGAAGUAGAAAAGACUUGAAGUCUCUGGUAUCCAAAGACCCCAAAGAAGUGCGCGAAAGCAGCGUAACCCAAGCCUUCGUGCUCCUCAUCCUCUACGGCAUCUACCGCGACAGCGGGUCCAAAUUCCAAAAAGCGCGCUCCCUCUUCCGCACCAUCAUCGACUCCCUCCGCGACCUCGAACUCUUCCACCAAACCCUCACCGCCGCGCCCUCCGAAGACCCCAGCUGGUCCACCGACCUCUCGCCCGCCCUCUCCACCAGCGCGCCCGCCCUCCUCCACUCCAAAUGGACCGCCUACACGCGCUCCGAAUCGCUCAAGCUCUCCCUCUACGCCCUCGUCUACCUCGACACGCAGGGCUUCGCCGCGGCCUGCAACACGCGGCCCCUCCUCUCCCCCAUCGAGCUCGGCUGGGAACUGCCGCAUGCCGCAGCCUUGUGGGAAGCCAACGACGCGGGCGCGUGGCUCGCGGCGCUGUACGGCUCCGCGCCCGAUGCUAGCGGCGCGGCGGUGUCGAUCACGACGACGACGACGAGAUACGCCUUCCUGAGUUCGACGGGGGCGACGCGCACGCUCGCGCUGGCUACGCAGUCGCUCUUGUCGGGCUCGCCGUGCCCGCACCUGGUUGCCGCGCUGAGCGCGUCGCCGUUUGCGGCGCUGUGCGUGGCGGCGAAUGUCGAGGCGUUGGUGAGGGACUUCACGCGGUGCUACUACAUGAUGCCGCCGAGCUUGAGCGAUCCGUCGCUUUUCCACAUCCUGACGCAGGCGCAGAACAAGCAUGUUGUUGCGGGGUUGAGGGCGGUGGGGGAGGCGAGGGCGAGGGCGAAGGGGGUUGGAGUUGGUGGCGCGGGGGCAGGAGGAGGGGGGGAUGGGGGAGCAACAGGAGCAACAGGAGGAGGAGCAACAGGCAGCCAGAUCUGGCGCGCGGUCGACCUGGUGCUGGCGUCGGCCAAGGCCGGGCUCUGCGCGCCGGAUGACCUGUUGAUUGGGGGGAUUGUUGAUAAUGGCGUUGCGGCGGGGUUGGCGACGAGCGCGCAUUUGACACUCGGCAGCUACUUUGCGAGCAGGCGGUCGACUAUGCAGCAGCAGAAGGACGCUAUGGGCGGUGUGGUGGCUUCGUCGUCGUCGUCGGAGGUGAAUGUUGCGGGGAGCCUGAGUCUGCUGGCUGAGCUGAUGCCAGCGUUGGAGCAGGUUGUGGUGGGGCAGGGGCCGGAAGAGGUUUGUGACGAGGGGCCGUGGGUGACUGUGGUGAUGAUCAGGCUGCUUAUUACGAUCUGGAAGACGGUGAGGCAUGUCGUUGAGCACGUGCGUCAGAGGAGCAGCGACGGCAGCAUGGCCUUCGAUCCGGCUGGCGUGACGUUGCGGGCUGUGACGGAAGCUGUUGAAAGGUACAUACGGCUGCUGGUACCGGAUUAUGAGCCUGAUACUGGCACGGACCAGGAAUCACAAGAGAAGGACUGGGGAUAUCACGAGCGCUCUCUCCUCUUGCUGACGGUUGAGUUGUGCAAGAGAAGGUCGGCAUGGCCUGUUGGUCCGGCACUGGCGACGGUUUUUGAGGAGAUCAUGGCUGCAAUAAUUUAG